Molecule: messenger RNA, 1857 nt
Organism: Sphenostylis stenocarpa
Lineage: Eukaryota; Viridiplantae; Streptophyta; Magnoliopsida; Fabales; Fabaceae
Source: the annotation of a GenBank genome assembly
AUGGCUUCCAUUGGUGCACUCAAAUUCUUCCUUUACUCACUUCUAUGCCUCCUCAACUAUCUACCACUUUCUCAAGGUAAGAAGAACUGGAAUGAUGGGUACCCAUUUAUCAGGAGAGCAAGUUCAUUGGGGUCUUCAUCCAGUGGGGACUAUGACUAUAUAAUAGUGGGAGGUGGCACUGCAGGAUGUCCAUUGGCUGCAACCCUGUCUCAGAAGUUCAAAGUUCUGGUGCUGGAAAGAGGAGGAGUUCCUUUCAACAACCCAAAUGUGUCAUUCCUACAAAACUUUCACAUUACUCUGGCAGACACUUCACCAACUUCAGCUUCUCAGUACUUCAUUUCAACAGACGGAGUGCUGAAUGCAAGGGGAAGGGUUUUGGGAGGUGGCAGUUCCAUUAACGCUGGCUUCUACACUAGAGCUAAUCCAAGAUUUAUAAGGAAGGUGGGGUGGGAUGCAAAGCUAGUGAACGAGUCUUAUCCUUGGGUGGAGAAGCAGGUUGUUCAUCGCCCAAAAUUUUCAGAUUGGCAGAGAGCGGUUAGAGACGGGCUUCUAGAUGCUGGUGUGUCUCCUUUUAAUGGGUUCACUUACGAUCACAAGUAUGGCACCAAAGUUGGUGGAACCAUUUUUGACAGAUUUGGCCGUCGCCACACUGCUGCUGAAUUGCUUGCUUCCGGGAACCCUCGCAAACUUACUGUCUUCAUCCAUGCCACUGUCCAGAAGAUUGUUUUCGAUACAACAGGAAAGAGACCAAAAGCUAUUGGGGUUAUUUUCAAGGAUGAAAAUGGAAAGCAGCAUCAGGCAUUUCUGGGAACUGGCAGGCAGAGUGAGGUGAUUGUGUCUAGUGGGGCAAUUGGGACUCCUCAAUUGCUACUGCUCAGUGGUAUAGGCCCCACAGAAGAGCUUCAGAAAUUCAACAUUCCUGUGGUGCUUGACAAUGAAUUCGUUGGUAAAGGCAUGGCUGAUAAUCCCAUGAACACAAUUUUUGUUCCUUCCAAGAGACCAGUGCAGCAGUCACUCAUAGAAACUGUUGGUAUAACCAAUUUGGGUGUGUACAUUGAAACUAGUUGUGGCUUUGGGCAGUCCAAAGACAGCAUUCGGUGCCACCAUGGUCUCUUGUCAGCUGAGAUUGGACAGUUGUCCACAAUUCCACCAAAACAAAGAUCACGAGAAGCUGUUGAAGCUUUUGUGAAGAGCAAGAAAGACAUACCAAUUGAAGCAUUCAGGGGAGGGUUCAUAUUGUCAAAAGUUGCCAAUCCUUGGUCAACUGGUGAGCUCAAGUUGAUAAACACCAACGUGGAGGACAACCCUGCUGUUACCUUCAACUACUUCAGUCACCCUUAUGAUCUUAAACGCUGUGUGGAGGGUAUCCGCUUGGCCAUAAAGGUUGUCCAGUCACAGCAUGUCACAAACUACACUAUGUGUGAUAGAGAAACCGCAGAGAAAAUGCUGAACCUCACUGUGAAGGCUAAUAUCAAUCUCAUACCCAAACAUGCUAAUGACACAAAGUCACUAGAACAGUUUUGUAGAGACACGGUGAUCACUAUUUGGCACUACCAUGGUGGGUGCCAUGUGGGCAAAGUAGUAAACUCUGAGUAUAAGGUUCUUGGUGUUGACAGACUCCGUGUGGUAGAUGGCUCAACAUUCACUGAGUCGCCAGGAACCAAUCCUCAAGCCACUGUGAUGAUGAUGGGCAGGUACAUGGGACUGAAGAUUCUAAGGGACAGAUUGGGGAAAUUGGCUGGAGUUGAUAGUUCUAUAACUGUUAGCUUCAUUACAACAGUGCAGCGACUAUGGAAAAGAAUAUCUAAAACUGUUAAGAGAAAGUUGAUAUCAGGGUUCAACUUCCCAUUUUACUGA